Patiria miniata (bat star) is the source of this 2025-nucleotide messenger RNA. It is a transcript of the gene tmem147, whose product is annotated as transmembrane protein 147-like. The transcript is spliced from 6 exons. The record is from RefSeq and is a predicted model, not a curated record. Lineage: Eukaryota; Metazoa; Echinodermata; Asteroidea; Valvatida; Asterinidae. Bases 222 to 920 code for a protein of 232 amino acids.
UCCGAGUUGGUCAAGUCCGAGCUGGCCUGGGCCCGAUUUGGUAUGUGUCCCAGUUGACAUGCACGCCUUUAAGAUGUGCACCAGACUCAUCUGUCGUUAGCUAGCGUGUAAAAACCCUGUCUCGUUCCUCAAAUCCUUCAUUUACAAGUCAUUGUCUGCACGUCGUCCACGUUUUUGCGGUGUUUGCUUGCCUGAAAUUAUCGUUGUGAAAAUCACCAAAGAUGACGCUUUUUCACUUUGGAAAUUGCGUGGCUUUGGCGUAUAUACCCUACUUCAUCACGUACAAGUACUCAGGAUUAUCGGAAUACAGUGCAUUUUGGAAAUGUGUUCAAGCAGGAGCUAUGUACCUUUUUACACAAUUAUGCAAGAUGUUGAUUUUAGCCACAUUCUUUCCCACCUCUGAUGGCACCACAGGACACCUCGACAUUAUUGGAGAAUUUAUGAAAUCCACCGUUGAUCUGGGUGACCUGGUGGGCUUUUACUUCAUCCUGACCAGCGUGGCAGGCAAGGGGGACCUUCGAUUCAUGACGGCAGGCGUUGGCUGGGCCACGGCGGAGCUGAUCGUCACCCGAGUCCUGCCGCUGUGGUUUGGGGCCAGGGGCACGGAGUUUGAUUGGAAAUACAUUCAGAUGAGUCUGGAAUCCAACGUCAAUUUGAUUCAGCACUUGGCCACAGCGGUCCUGGUGUGGCUGUGGAGUCGCCAUGAUCUCAACAAAUCCCUCAGACCCAUCGUAGUCGUCCUGCUGUUUCUUAGCUGCUACAAACCACUCAUUGUAGAGAUUCUCAUCCACGCCGUCGGUCUAGGGUCCUGGGUUCUCCUCCUGGCCAAGUUCUUCUUUACGUCCUGCGUCGGACUCGUCGCCCUCCAACUCUACGUGGGUCUCACAUCGGGGACCGCCAACCACUUCUCAGCAAAAUAAAUUGGUGGUGAAUUUAAUUAGCUCUGUUACUGUCUGUAAGAUCACGUCAUAUUUACUUGUGGUUGCACAACACCGACUUUCAGAAAGUGUUCAACCUUAACCCUAACUCCCUAACGUCUUUUACUGGGAACUGGACCAAUUCCAUCAAAAUCCAUCAAUCACUGUGCGUCUAAUACAAAAACUGUACAUGACAUAAUGGAAUCCACCACUGACGCACUGGUUGACAUUCAUGGACUUGCUACACAUGGCUUUUAUCACAAUAGCAUUACAGGAAGCUAGGCAAAAUCAAUCGGAUACCUCUAGCACUGCUUCAGGCCAUUAGGCCUAAGUCCAUCAUACUCCAUCAAUAUUUAGUCACGCCAGGCCUUUUGGACCACGCCGCCCAAAAUCCACCAAAAUGGGAGGAUGGAUUUUUAUGGAGUUGGGGUGGUUAGGGUUAACCCCCAUCAGGUUUUCUUUAGGUUCCCUGCCGUUGCACAAAUGAAAUGAGAACCCUGAUAAAUCCAUACACUGCAACAAUGGAUUAUGUUGCAUUGCGCUGUGAACCCAGUACACACCAGCUUUGGCACCAAGCAGUUACCAUGAUAAAUGCAACCAAAUGCAACAGUGGAUUCUGUUGCUUUGUGCUGUGAACCCAGUACACACCAGCUUUGGCACCAAGCAGUUACCAUGAUAAAUGCAACCAAAUGCAACAGUGGAUUAUGUUGCAUUGCGCUGUGAACCCAGUACACACCAGCUUUGGCACCAAGCAGUUACCAUGAUAAAUGCAACCAAAUGCAACAGUGGAUUCUGUUGCUUUGUGCUGUGAACCCAGUACACACCAGCUUUGGCACCAAGCAGUUACCAUGCUAAAUGCAACCAAAUGCAACAGUGAAUUGUGUUGCAUUGCGCUGUGAACCCAGUACACACCAGCUUUGGCACCAAGCAGUUACCAUGCUAAAUGCAACCAAAUGCAACAGUGGAUUAUGUUGCUUUGUGCUGUGAACCCAGUACACACCAGCUUUGGCACCAAGCAGUAACCAUGCUAAAUGCAACCAAAUGCAACAGUGGAUUAUGUUGCAUUGUGCUGUGAACCCAGUAUACACCAGCUUUGGCACCAAGCAGU